Molecule: messenger RNA, 22288 nt
Organism: Paramuricea clavata
Lineage: Eukaryota; Metazoa; Cnidaria; Anthozoa; Malacalcyonacea; Plexauridae
Source: the annotation of a GenBank genome assembly
AUUUUAUAUUUGUCCAGCGACGGGACAUUGAAAUUUUAUAUGAAGCUUGACGUUUUGCAAUGUUUCGCCAGCGACGGGAGUCGUGCGCACUGCCUGUGUACAUAGAAACGCACUGCUCGGGUACGAAGAAAAGUCAAGUGAACGUAGAUGCCCGCUACCCCCGGGUAUGAGUACAAACAUUGAUUUCACAAGCGGACAAGCUAGACAUGUGGCAAACGAGUGAACGCGACGUCCAAGAAAGGUUUACAAAUCGUACACAAAACGACGAUAAUCGACCGUACAAACCAUUCAAGGAGGGGAAUUGAAAUGCGUGUUUACGGCUAUGGAACUGCGUCAUUUUACACGUGGGUUUUUUUGAUAAAUCAAAUUUCAAAGCACUUAAUGACCUUUCGCUUGCUAGUGUUGUGGCCAUUCUGAUAAAUGGACGUUUAUCUUUCUGUGUUUUUGUUUCAGAUAUUUAAUAUUGAUGCUGGCUUAUACCGAAACAUCGGUGAGUGUUAGUUAUACUUCACUGCGCUGUCAUGUUUCGUGAGCGUUGGAUCGCGUUAAGCGAUCGCCGAGUUAUAUCAACUUAAUUUUUCUUUUUCUCCGUCUCACGGUUGAAACAGCAGGAUAUACUUGGCAAGCAUUAUGAUGAUCAACGACAAAAAACUGAUAAGACGACUCCAUCGUACGCUUCAACUGUUCGGCUCUACUCAAAAAGCAGCGGAAAAUUUGUACAAGUAAUAAGGAGAGCUGUGAACGCAAGUGCUACCGAGGGCAGUGACGCUGGUGAGUGAGUUUAAUUUUAUCAAGGGUGUCAGCGUACGUAAAUUGGUAAAGUCAGGUUUCUAUUAAAAUUAUGGGGUUAAAUAGACAAGUUUUAUUCUACAGCGCAACCCGCAACAGGUGUUCAGAAUAAAAUUUGCAUUUAAAACCUCGUUUAGGCUUGAAGAAUCACGGCACGCACGUUAGGUAUACGAUCCGAUGUAGUUCGGGUUUGAAUGAAGCAUAUGUUUUUGCUUGGUGCUAGUGUAACAAAGUUAAUUUCUUCUAGUUACAAUUCAGCACUUUGUAAUCCGAUAGCAUUGCCCCAACAUGGACGUUUUGCUUUUCUUUCGUGCUCCUUUUGUCCCGUUGCGAGCAAUUUUCUUUAUAAUGUGUGGUCUAACAUCGUGUGUCGUGUAUUCCUAACUAGCUGCCACUAAGAGUUUGAUAACACGAUUAUAAUACGACAAAGUCUCUCUUGAGCGCAGAUGAGACUGUGAUGAAAUCUUGGGCGGCAUUUGGCAUACAUAUAGGAAACGCUAUAAUUGGCAAUAUCGCAGCACCUAUGAAGCCAAGCGCUCGUGACCGCGAAAUCAUAACAAACAAUACGUCAAAGCUUUGACCACUAGCAGACGGAAUACAGCUUUUGAAGGCAAUGAUUGCGCACUUUUCGCGGCCCAAAAUUGGAUGCGCUUGCUAAAAACGCGACGGAAUUCACAUUAGCAGUGCAUGCGCUGUUUAGCAUAAUUAGCGUUCGCAUACUGACUUCCAACCGCCUCUUAUAGAAGCUAAAUAGCAUAAUAAACAAUGUUCCAUCCUCUUCGCUUCCUAUACCGACUUUUAUGAACAGACAAUUAAUUUUCAAACUUGAAUAAAGCACCGCGACGGAACAAACGGUUGUUAGUUCGCGUUAGGGGGGUUCAUUUCUCAUUACCGACUUCCAAAUGCUUUCUUGUCUUCAAGCGGACUUUGUUAUUCAUGCAAUAAAACAUUAUUUGUUAUUACUGCUAAAUGGCUAAUCCUUUACAAAUAAGGACGCCCUUGUUUAUACAAACUCAUAGACACUUCUAGAAGACAAUCUCUAUAAAAGGCACUCAUAUGUGAAGAGAGUAUAGCAUCAGAAGCAGUUCACUGUUGUUUUAGCCAGGAUGAAGUGCGCUUUUGUUUUUAAUUGUAAAGUAGUCUGCUUCACACAUGCGAGAUUAGAAGUACUAGGUGCCAAAACAAAUAAAAAUAAUUUUAACUUGUAAUUUUGUAUCUCCACUGUGGUGUACCUUCUUCAGCCAUAGUUUCUGUUAGUAUUAUUUUUAUACAUUCAUAAUGUCUUUUAAUCUUCACACGAAAGUUGACUCUUAUCACGCUUAUUUUACCUGCAGGCUGCAGUGACUAAAGUAUAGCUUAUAUGAAAUAUUUAGAGAAACUGUGCUUAAUUUAAUUUAAUAGGGUUAUCUUACUUCCAAAUCAAUGAUUGAAUUAUAGGUAGCAGAGCACAUUGCUUGUAUGUUGUACAACACUGCCCUCAAGCAUAUUGUGACUACUCUCUCAGCGCGGAGGAAAAAGCUGACUUAAAAAGGCAAGACUGUUGUUCAAGCUUUCGGGAGUGUCCAAACAGACAUUAGCCCACGCUGAUGAAUCGUACUGUUUUUGUUUGACUACAUUUCUCCCUUUGGCAAUAAAAUCCGCUGUACAACUAACAGACAGUACAAACAUGCGCCUACACUUUUUACUGCAUGACACUAAUGGAUUAAAAGCACACAAAAAUUUCAGCUCUUUUUACAAAGCACUUGACAUAUGACAUUGAGUUUAAUAAAGCCAAGUUUGAUUUAUCGUGAAUUUCUUAAAGAAAUAUAAUGUCCGCAAUCGCGGCAAACUUCAAAGGAAAAUCUAAUCCCCAAUCAUUUCUUACGAUAUAGCGACAUCUUUGAAAUGAAGGUUGGGUCUGCACUUUAUCACUGUCCACUGAACUGAUAAAAAUAGCCUGUGAUAAAGUUAAGCUUAUCUUUCGACAGACCAAGUGAUGAUUAAUCUAAUAGGCAUGUUUUAAUAUGUUUUAAUAAUAUCCCCAAUGGUGUAGACCAUUCGAAGAAUCAUUAUACAUUCCCCGGCAACCUCGGCUUCAACCUUUUGGAAACAGUCAAUAUAGCUAGCAUAUGUUCAUUACGUAAUGCAGAGUAAAAUGAGACGUACUGACCCGCACGCAUCUUUCCGUUUUCGACCGUUUAAUUAAUAUUCUAAUAUUCAAUAAAGUUGUUAACUGAAAAAAAAUUCAAAGGAGAUGAAAUGUAUCGCUUCAAUCUUGAAUAAUCAAACCAUGAAACCAACUAUAUAUUCUUUCUGGCCGUGAGAACCGCGUGCAAGUGUAAAAAUACCUAAAUUCAAGGCCUUGAUUGCUUGAAAUUCCUUGAAUUUAUAAAGAAGUACUUAAAGUCCUUAAUUUCUGAAAUUGUUCGACACUAAAAAACGGAUUUGUUGAGUUGAUUUUUUUGUUCAUUUUUUUACAAAGCUGUUUGAAAUUUAUGAAGGUUGCAGUUUGAAUAGUUUAAUUAACGUCACUUUUUACUGAUUUCUAACGGCGUCUUUUCAGGCCUUCAGUUCUUGAAUUUCCAAUGUGAAUAUACGUGGUCUUGAAAGGCCUCAAAAAAGCUUGAAUUUUACUCUUUCUGACCUGUACAAUCCUGCAAUUUUUUUCAUAACUGUUAUUUACAAUAAAAUCAUUAGACUAAGUACCUUUUAAAAGCAAAGUAUAUUAAUGGAUAAAUAAGUCUGAUAUGCACUGUCAUGUGACUUAAAAAUAACAUUAUGCAAAAGAAAAAACAACAUGGUGAGAACCCACACUUUGCAAAACAGAAAUCUUGACAGUUUUUAUACAUUGUUGGUCUCGUUAUCAUCAAAAUAAAUGCCUCCUUGAAUUAAUCAUUCUUCCGGAUUCAAUGUCGAAAUCCAAAUGUCCACGCUUUAUUGGUUUUACGGAUAUGUUUUCGCAAAAAUAAUAUUUUAUCUCGCACUAUAAAAGCAUGGAGCAAUAAAUCAGAUAAGUUGCUGUUCAUGACAGCUGGUUUGUGUAUGGUACUUCAAGAAUGAACUUAAUUGAUCCAUCGUUGAGCAGUCGUGCGAUUUGGGCAUAAUGUCAGUCAGCUUCGAUGCAUGGUCUUCAGUUUCAGAAGCUUUGACAUUGCAUGGCAGGACCACGGCUCUUUGAUUAUUGGUUACAAAUAUACAAAGCAGCUUGUAUCAUGAAAAUAAUUAGUAUAGGAAAUUACUGGUUAUAGCUACCAUCUGCUGCACGAUAGUGUUCAGAAUUAAACCUAGCCAUAACUCAUAAGCGAACCACAAGAAAGUUAGCAACCCGAAGUAUCAUCCUGGCUUAGAAUUUCAUGUUACUUUCCUAUUCUUAAAUAUUCUAACAUUUCCUUGGUUGCCCUUUCAAAAUGACUUACGAUUAUCCUAUCAUUGUAAAUUGCCCGUAAGCUCCUCUGUACUGGAACCUCUAGGCAAUCGGUGGGUUUACUUGGAGGGAGAGUUGAAAGCUGUAGUUUAAUUAGAAUUGGACUGGGACACAAGGCUAUAGUUUAAUUAGCUUGCUCUGCCAACUCCUCUAAGAAGUGAAAAAAAAAGUGAAGUUGACGAUUAUCUGCCAUCCUUUAGCGCUUAUUGAAACUUGGCAAUAGGAGUUCUUCAUUGUCGUUUCGUGAGCUAAGGAAAGUUAAUCAGUUUAGUUAUAUGUCUGUUUUGAUAACUCGUUAAUAAAGGUAAUCACGCGAACGCACGCGAAUGCCACUUUUGUCGACCUCGUAUUUCUCAGGGGGAGGUAAUAAACGCAAGCGAGUUACUUUAAGAUGAAAGAUGCGAGUUCAGCUUACAUGCAAAGAAAGUAUAGAGAUGUUUAUAGUUGUCAAUCUGAAAAAGACUGUUCUUGACAUUUCAAGCGAAAGUCGUUUUAUAUCAACAGAGUUGAGUUUCGUCGCCCUCCUGGUAAUUCAUAAGCUAGUCGUACAUCAAAAUCCAUAGUUUCUCACAAAACUUUUCACUCUUUGUCAGUUUGAGAGCAAAAGAUAUUCAAAAGUCAUUAUACAUUACUAAUACGAAAGCACAUGAAAAUAGAUAGCUAUAUAGAUCAGCGUUUUCAUUCUCCAUAUAGAUUUCUGCCAAAUUGUCAUUCUUAGCAAAAGCAAAACAUGAAUGUUUUGUACUGGCAUACCGGCGAGACAAGCUUCGAAUUUUCAAAUUUCGAGUUCGAACCAUAACAAUGAUUUGGUAUUAGAACUUUGUUAUUAUAAACUUCGACAAGGCCUUUCAAUACGAAACACGAAACUAGUUUACACAACAAUCUCUCUGCACGACAAAAAUUGGAUAUUGUUGUAAUUUGUAAUACUGUCUAAAGCUUAUUAAUGUUGUUGUUUAUAAUGGUUAAAAUACGUAUUGGGACAAUUAAACCGAUUGAAAUAAUUUCAUUCCGAGCUAAGCCAAUUUAAGGGAAACUUAAGCCAAUUUAAACUGUUCUUUCAGGCUUCAACGCAGUCAUCUAAUUAGCAUAAUUAGCGUUAGGCAAGGGAGAUGCGUAAAUUACUCUGUAAUAAAAGUAAGUAAAAUAUGUUGUUUGAUUGAAUGAUGCUGCAGCGCCAAUUCAAAUAUAAAGCACGGCGGUCGGUUGUACGAAGGCCGGAUAGCACUAUUCACGGGAGGCGGAGAGUGAGUUUUCAAGCUUUCCGGGAUUGCCCGUUGAUUGGUCAGAUUAAACUUUAUAGUAUUUAUAAAUUAAAGUCUCUUUUUAUUAUUAGUUCAAAUUUGUGCGGAUUUCUAUUGUUCUCAGUCGGGUUUUAUUCGGGUAAGAUUCUUAAAGCAAGGGGAGGGAUUUGAUAUCUCUCCAGGGAAAAGUGGGGUUGAUGAAUAGAAUUGAAUUAAUAAUUAUAAAUUCACAGGUUUUAUCUAUAUAAAACCCGGAUUUUUGCGGGUUAUAUAUAUAUAAAACCCGCAAAAAUCAGGUUUUAUAUACUUAGAUAAAACCUGGUGAAUAUUUAAUCAUCAAUUCAAUUGAAUUCUAUUCAUCAACCCCCCUUUUCCCUAUAGAGAUGUCAAAUUCCCUCCACUUGCCUUUAGAUUCUUACCCAAAUUAUUCAAAUAAAACCCUAAUGAAAACAAAUUUAGAAUCUUUGCUUCGACAAACCCAUACACAUAUUGUUCGUUAUAGCGCUUCUACCUUCGGCCCACUCUUUCCAAAUACGAUCGAACUGCCCAGAUGGUGUUGUGUCUUGUGCCUACAGUAUAUUCGGUAUACGCUCAAUACGCGUUUUUCAAGACUCUUUGUUUAUCUCUGUCUAGUUUGAGCACUGCAACUCCCAAUGGUUCGUCAUUUGCUUGCAAAAAUUCUCUUUCCAUAAGCCUACAUUUUCAUCUGAUUCCGGUUGCCUGGAAGCAUUUUUUUCGUCGCUACAUAGUUCGAACACGUUUCAAUCUCAUUUUCAUAUGGACCCCAUGGUAACAAUCGUUAUUCUCUUAAUUCAAUGCAAGUAUUUUCGACAAAAAAGUAGAUUUAAUUGUUUUUCAAUCCUUACAAAUUUGAACUAAGUCAGUUAAUUACCUCGAACGUCGGUUUCUUAGCGAGAUACAUCCCUCGGGAGCGUUGCCCUCAGAAAGCAUCCCGAGGGCCGUAGGAUGCUUUCUUCGGGACACGCCCCUCGGGUUGUAUCUCGCUAAGAAACCUCGUUCUCGGUAAUUAACUCUUACUUUGUCAUGUCAUGUCCGUGGUUUUAUAUAGCUUUUCAAUAAUUUUCACAACUGUUGAAAAAUCACCAUUUUUUAAUGAAAAUUCAAUCAAAAGUUUGAAAGGUACACCUAGGUAUUCUUUAACCUAGGCAACUAGCCCCAUGAGCUUCGCCAUGAGCAUUAGUAAGAAUAGCAUGGUAAUCUGUCAUAGCUGCGUGCAGUCCCAAAACUCGUGGAACGAUGGCACGAGGCAAAGGCUAGGUAAUCAAGCAUUUUUUUGUUUUGGGAUAAAAGACAAUGAUUCCGAUAAACUCAUAUACUCAAAACUCAUUACAGUCCUGCAUGUUUUCGUUCAGGAAAGGGGCUGACACGAGGCAUAACCAUCCCUUUUCCGUUGUCAAUAGUUUUGGUACGUAAUUAAUUUCUUACGAGUUAUCAGUUUAUGUUGAUUACUCUAUCAGCUAGUUUCGACACCUGCCACGUGAGAAAGGAAAAGAUCCUUCCUGCUCAUGUGGGUCUGUAAUCUUGCCUAUACAGAUAACUCAUGUUGAUUUUACAAACAUUCUGUAAACCACCUGUUAAUGGUGCGCAGCAAAUGAAUUUCAAUUAAGGAAAAUUAUGCUAUCGUGCGCAUAAAAUAAGACGAGUAUAUUUCAAUCAUAGUUUCCAUGACCAUGGUUAAAAUAGAUGCUUAGAUGUCUUGAGAUUCAUAUGCAAUAAAACUUAACACUGGAAUAUGUAAGACGUAUAUUCAAAAACUCAUUAAUAAUUCAUGAGGAAAACACAAAGAGAAAUCAUAAGCGUGGUGUGUCUUUAUAUGUGAUAAAACACGCUUCAAAUUUCAACUUGUAUUUUCUCAGCUAAUACAAAGUUAUUUUGGAAAAUUAUUUCGCCAAUGCCGUGAUCUAACUGAGACGUUUUUGAAGCUGUUUAAUAAACUCGUAGUUCGUGUUUUAUAUAUGAUAAAACACUCCGCUACGCGUCGUGUUUUAUAUGCGACAAAACACUCCUACUCGUUUAUUAAACAGUACUUAAAACGCUGUCUUUGCCUUCUCGUUAACCAUGGAAAUGUUGCUUGUGUAUGAAUCCAAUCUUUUGAUUUGACAUUCUAGAGUUAAGAGUUAGGCAUAUUACUUUCCAAUUUACAAGAAGACCUAUGGGAUAUUUCCUUUAACGCAACGUGUAUAGAUGCAAAGCUAACAAGAUAGAAAAGUUUGAAACGAUUGGUCAAAAAGAAUAAAAAUACUAAUUCGACUACUUUCCAAUAUAUAUUUAGAAAUAUGAGAAUAUUUCGUCUGAAGUUUCUAGAAACACAACGAAAAAAUAUUUAUAUAAAACUUAUGGCACAAAAAGAAUGAAAAAGAGACCACAAUUAUUUAUUAUCAAAACACCAUUGUAAAAUGUGAUAACCAUUUAACUGUGAAAACUUCCUGCGGGUGUCAAUUAAGGCGUUUCCUGAGGGUGCGGGGUUGGUUCGGAUUAUUUCAGUUAUUUGAAGAACUUACGCUGAAAUUUCGCUAAAGAUGUGCCAAGAAUAACGGAAGGCGAACUAUGUGUACACGUGUUUUGAUUGGCCUGCAAAUCUGUUAUUAUUUACGUCAAUUAUGUUAAUUAUGCAUGUGCAUUUACACGUGCAUUUAUACGUGGCAACGGUUAGAAGGUAACUCAUAGAAUUUUAUCAACAGUUUUUCUCAAGAAUUUGUCCACAUAUAAAUUUUCCCAUCAAUAUGAAGUCAUUAGGGAGACUACACCCGUGUCUAUUCGAACUAAAGGAAAAAUUUACCAGAACGCAUGAAUAACAAAGUUUUGCCGGGAAAAGUGGUAGCACAGUGCCAGUGGGUAUGGCAGACGGUCGACCCGUGAGCGGAACAAUUGCAACUAGGGCUUAAUUCCUGCAUUAUGCGGUUGUCUGGUUAUAAUUUUGCAUGCUUUGUCUCAUUCUCAUGUGAGAAAUGUGCUUCCUGUUUUACUCUUAAACACCCGAAUACUCCAAAUUCCUUCUGUAGGAACAUUGGAAAAAUAAAGAAUAGUCCUAACUAGAACUCUAGGAAGAACACUUAUUGCUGAUAGAGCCAUGGCCAUGCCUAUCUAUGCAUGAGAGAAUGCGUGACCCCCUUUAGUCCUUGUGUAGAGUACUGCGGGAAUCCUACUACACUUUAAAUACAGCAGAGACAGAGUGUCGGGGUGGGAGGAUCUAAAUAUCCAUUCAGACAUUAAGCGCUAUAUUAAAUAUUUCUAUACUGUCUCCUGAUCCAUGUCAUGUUUUUAACUUGGUAAUGCUGAACAGUCAAAGUUCGCUCAAAAGCAUUAACAAGAUUAUACUCAAUAUCUGGAACCAAAAUGAAAGCGUUGUUUUCAUGCUGUAACAGACUAGAUUUCUUCCAUAUGCUAUGGCCUAUGCCUUUGUAAUAAAUUUCACAAACACUUUAUGUCUUUAUUUGUUUAUUCCCACUGCGCUUAUGAUUCAAAAGCAUCGUGAAAAAUAUCGAUUACAGCACCACGUCUUCGCUCCGUAUUCAUUCAUUGAAAUUUCCAUCACAAAAACUCUUUAUGCUCUGGUCUAGUUAUACUAUGAUAUGAUGAAUUAUUGUAUGAUACACAUUGCUAUUGACGUUGCCAAAUUUAACAGGUUUUAGGCAGUUGUUAUGUAAUUAAAAAUCUUCUUUGGUUACGACCCAAUUAUGACUUGUAAUAGACUGGAACCAGUUCUGUAAAUAACUAUAAGAAAAAUUACAGCUUUUAUAUUACACUGUAAAAUUAAACAGAAUCCAAUGCUUGUCACUUUCAAGAUACGAUUCUAGCCUUAUAGGAUACAUAUGCAUGCAUAUUGGACUAAUAUUUCAAAAAUUCAUUUAUUUGAAACUUAUAUGCAAGGUUAAAUCUAACACAAUGUUUUCGACUUAAUUGAUCCAUUAAGUGAAUUAAGACAAGAACAAUCUCAAAUUCUAACUUUGAUUUGUCAGUCUUAAUCUUCCAUCAUAUGGAAACAAUUUCAUGUAAUAUACCUUACAGAGAGAUGUUUACGAGUUUCACCGUAUACCAAGGACGGGAAACCAAGGUGAAUAUAAUCCACAAUAGCGCAAUUAUGCGCAUGCGCGAUUUCGUUUGCAAAAGUACCAAAUUCGCUUCAAAACUAUUUCUCUUGUAAUCUCUUUCAGUUGAUUAAGCCGGUCAAUGACUAGCUUCUAGAAAGGCAUUCUGAAUUUGCAUAACAAUAAUAGACGUGACUUUUCGCCAAGGGGUCCGAGAUGCUAUAAGCCCUUUGGCUUUGAGCUCCUUAUUUUGGAUACAUGCCGUGGUUGACAAGUAAAGACAGCGACAUUGUUACAACUAUUCAAUAUUUACCGGAUUAAAACAUGCAUUUUGUGGCUAGACAUAUCAGUUAUCAGAUAAAUCUAAUGUGUAAAAUCGGAAAGCACAAAGAUUAGGAAAAUGGCAUAAAUUAUCUGAUCCGCGGAUACCCCACUACCCGCUGGCGAAAACAAUGGGAGACCUAUUUAGGUGAAAGGUGGAGAAAUAACGCGGAUCUGGAUCGCGGAAUAAACUUUAAACAUGGAAUCAUCCAUAUUCAGCUUUCCACAAGAUCUUAUGAUCAAGGAAGAUGUUAUCAAAUCAUUAUAGUCAUGAACAACACAGAAAAGGAAUAUUCAUAAUUACGUCCAAGUUGGGCUCCCUACAAGAUUUUAAUUUUUAUGAUGAAGGAACAUGUUUCUGCAUAAAGAUUAAAGUUGAUAAAAAAAUCUUUAUAAUACUCGUGAACAAAACACAAAGUCAAAGGGAACCUGUACAAUCGCAUCCAUGUUCAGUACAAAGUUGGUAAAUAAAUCUUCUCAAAUCAUAGUUAUAUUCAUGAACAAACCACAAAGGAAAUCUGCACCAUACUGAUCCACUGUCUUGAUGCGACGAAAAUAAAUGUUCGACGGGAAUCGAUUUUCUGCGUAAAAUUAUCUGUUACUCGUGUACUAUAUAUAUAAGAUCCUUCUCGUGUGUAUAAUUUGUAAUAUAUGAAUUUAUAAAUUUAUAGUUCUUACCCGACUGAAACAGUGUUUCUGAAUCGACCUACAUAGAGUCUAAUCUUUAUGUUGGUUUUAAUAUCCCUUGUCCACAGUGUCAAUGCUUUCAUCAGCCAACACGUAGAACCUACGAACCGUCAGAUGUUACACUGAAAUACUGUACAUAACAAUGUACAAUGAUGGAUUCUCGUACAUAUACAGUCAACCAGUAAUUAUCUGCAUGUGACGUCUUCCCCUUGGACAUGGCACCUUCGGUGUCAGACUUCAUGUGCCCUCAAAACGUCGAUUUGACGCUGCAUAAGAUGCAGUUUAAAGGUUCGUUGAUAAACAAAACAAACUCGAUUAAAGCUUACGAAAGUGUUUUAAUGCACUCAUAUUGUGCUUUUGUUACUGUACCCUCUCAGAACGCACAGGAAUGAAAACAAAUUAAACGAACAUGAAAAACGAUUUCCUCAUGUAAACACGUUUCACACAUUGAGCUUUUUAGAGUUUUCUAGCUGGAAACACGUUGAAAAAGUUGUUUUGUGAAAAUCCCUGCAAAAAUACCCAGGGAUUUUUUGUGGGAUUUUUAGUGAUGUUUCGGCACUUGGGAUUUUAAAAUUUGGGCAAGUUUUGGGAAUUUUUGAAAGAAUUUUUGUGGUUAGGAUCUUCCCAUACGUAUCUUAUUUCAAUUUUGCGCUGCAUAUUCAUUGCGCAUCUUAGCAUUCGUGAAUUUAUUGCGUUAUGCUUGCAUCUAGGGGGCCAGGCCUCGCUUCAGUGCUAUUUCAGAUCGGUGAAACAUUCAAAUUAUUUCACUCUCAACUAUAAGCGGAGUAUAAAGUUCUAUAACAAGCCAAUAAAGAAUAUUUUUAGUCGUUUUGGAUCUCUCUUGACAGGGCAAGUGACAAAGUCAAACAGAAAAAAAAACACUAAUGGAAAUAUUUUUGUACUUAUAAAUGUCUUUUCAUAAAUGCACACAAAUAUUUGUGUUUUUGCUAAUGGGCUGGGCUGUGUUUUUUCUUGACUAGUAUAAGUUUAAUGUUUACCUUAUACGAUGGUAAUGAUAGAUGAUAUUCAUUUAUUACCAGUCUAGUCUUUCCUUGUUUGAAUGGAACUGAAGAAUAUUUGCAAUUCAUAAGGAAACAUGGCUUAUAUAAUUGACCAAGCUUGAAUACAAGUGAAAAAAUUAAAUGGGUAUUCCCAUUUAAAAUAUUCCAAAAUUACAAUAUAAGAAGACAGAAUAAACGUGUGGUGUCUUUCAUUCAAGAGAAAUUUCACAUAAAGAUAUUGCUUGAAUCUGAUUGGCUGAUAUUCUGUUGUACGACUUUUUAUUGGCUGCAGUCAGCAUGCUGUCACAUUUUUCUCAGGCAUUUUUUAAAGUUGAAAAUCGUGUGCAAGGGAAUGCCUUGCACGAGACUGUUUGUUUUCUUGUUUGAAUAACCGCCCUACAAAGUUCAAAUCUUCAAAUAGUUGCUUUUCAGUAAGCAUUACCAUCAGCCUAUAUUUAAUAUUUGUGCGGUCACCUUGAAUGUUUACUCAGACUCAGUCAGAUAAACAUGGUCUUAUGUUUGUGUUAGCUCAACACUAAUUUGCUGGAACAAUGACCUUGUGAGAUGAAGGGCAACAACAAAAACAGAUCUGCGUGUUUUUACGCACACCGAUCGUAUGCUUAAAGGGAAUUAUGUCAGAAAACAAGCAUCAAUUAAAAAUAGCAUUCAGAAACUGUGAGGACUCACCGUGAAGUUACAAAAUCGCCAGCAUGGUCUUUAUUUUGCCUCUGUUUACAUUGUAAACUUUUAAACAAACAUUCCGUGAAUAUUUUCUUACCGACAAAGGUUUUUUGUUUGAUCUGCUAUAUGUGUCUGUGCAAUUUAUACGAGGGAAGUUUUUAGUACAUGAAUCUCAGAAAAAAUAUCCUCAUAUUAACAGAAAUAAGAACAGGGUCCCGGUCUCACCACGAUCUCUAAACGACACAUUUCCAAUGGGUUAUUUGAAUACUUCGAACGAUUUGAGGCAGACCUGUUGCACGACUGAUGUAUCAAUAUAACUAAAAAGGUUUCUUGACAGGAAGAAUUCUAAAUGUUUUCCUUGGACUUUUCUGUUUGGUGUGGCAUUGCCAAGAUUUAACACAGAAGACCACACAGAAUUAACGGACUAUAUAUAUUCCCCUCCCCCACCUUCAAAAACGAAACGGUCAGUGCUUCUCAGCCUCCGGGAUAUCGUGACAGUAUUUGAAACGCUAUGUUGGAUAUCUGAAGUAUUCUCUUUUCCUUCUCUGCAGGCAACUUUGGCUUCCCAAAUAGGAAAAUGUGAUAAAAAUUUCUUCGAAAUGUUAACUGUUUACAACAUAAACAUUCAUAUUCUAUCCACCCCACUGGGUCUCUCAAUCAAGCAAAUUAGCAGAAAUACAUUUAGAAAUGUUGCUUUUGUGUUAUGACAGAGAAAUUAAAGAUCUGGGUUUUUUUCUGCAAGGCUUUUUAUGGUAUCUCUAACCUCAACGCCCACAACUAUGUCUCUUUUGUCACCCACAAUCGUUCCCACCUUACUCUGAAUCCAAAUCUGAUGAUCAAAACUCCUUUAUGUAUAACACCAUUACAUACGUCAGAACUCUUAUUUCAACAGGUUGUAAAAUUAUGGAACAGUGCUUGCAAAGUAGCUCCUCCAAAUACUUUCUCUACUACUCUAGUGUCAAAACAUUUUAACAUUACAAACAAUAGUCCUAUUCUACUGAGUACUGUAUUUGAUGUAAACCUGUUAUGUACUUGGACUGGUCUAUAUCGUGUGAUUGUCCUUGCCACAGGAGUUGACUGUCUCAUUGCACGAACUGUCGUUAGUAUUCCAAUUAGAACUGUUUAUUCUAAAUAUUAUGUACGUAUUUUGUUGGAAGAGUGCUCGUGGGUGGUGUAAUCUAUUAUGCCCCGUUCGCACCAAUUCCAUUUGGGUCUCAAUUCUGUGUAUAUACUGUAUAUAAGUUGUUCAUUUAACCCAAUAAAGUCAUUGAAAUAUUUGAUGAAAAAUAGACAAAAAUAGUGAGAGUUUAAACUUCACAACCGAAGGCAAACGGAUCAUUUUACAUGCAGAAUAACAUGCAUAAUAUAUAGUUUUAAUAUAACUUGUCGACAUCGCAUUCCAACGAAAAUUUUAUUUGCUGUUUGUCGUUUUACAAAUGAACGCGAUGUCACCGUUCAUCUUUGAAGUUAAAGUUUAUUUAGAUUCGUCGAGGGGGCUAUUUACAUUGUGUGUAUAACCAACAUUUUAUUAAUAUCUUGCAAUAUUUGCACGAAGGCAGAACAUGAGUAGCUUAUGAAUACAAACGCGUUAGAGGCUCUUAACGUUAUAGGACGAAACGGAACAUGAACAAAAGAAUGCAACGACUAUUUAUUUGCAAAUAUCUUGCUUUGCUAAUUACUAAGCACAUUAUGUUAAUUAGUAGUGUAUUCAAAUUUAAUAGUACAGCAUUUUUUGGGGAGAAUUUGGACCGUAGAGGCAAUGGAUAUUAAUUAUAUAAUAUUAUUAUUUCUCGUUCCCAGUGCGCAGCCGCAUGUUGGUGUUCAAAAUAAUUUUAAUUCGACUCUUUUGUCUGGAACACAUACACACAUACAGAUAUUUCACAGCAUACAGAUAUUUCACAGCUUUUCAGUGACUGGUUACAUUAUGAAUAGAUAGAUAGAACCGGACUGACGUGAAGCAGACCGAGGUAGACUUUGAGCUUACAAAUGGCGCUUGAGCAGUAGUCCAUACCUCAGACCUAUGUGCCUAACCCACCCUGUCAACUUUCCCUGUGGGAGGAAACACGGAGUACCCGGAGAAAAUCCACGACUUUCGGCAGAGCGUUGACUUUUAUUCUUUUCACACGAGGACUGGGUUCGAGUCACAUUGAGAAGUUCUCACUGAGAUUUGAACCUGGCAAGUGCGCUAACCACUUUGCCACCGGGGGUAUAUGCACCAACAUGGCCGCCAUGGCUUUUGUUGAGUUGGUUCCUGGGGAAUGAGUGCAAACGCUCUCUAUACACAGUUUAAAUUUGGAGAGACAUCACUUGCACAAGGCCUCAUUUUCUAUUUGGGAAGAAAGAAUAUCCCUCGCUUCAUUAGUUUUAAAAAGCCCCUUUCUUUAGAGAAAGGGUGCUAUCGGGAAAAUUUGGGUGUGUGAGCGCCCUAAACGAGUCACCACCUUAUAAUAUGAUUAGUUACUCAUAACAAUGAACACAUGCUAUAGUAAAACGAAAGAAUAAAUAUUCUAAAGAGCGAGUCCCAAAAAGUUGAUCACUGAUUACUUUAGUUUUGUUUUUAAAAUUAAACAAGCCCAGUGGCGGCGCCAAGGGGGGCAUGGGGGGGGGGAAUGCCCCCCCAAUUAUUUUUUGCCCCCCAUUUUGUCCCCCCCUCCCCGCUCAAAAAAAUUAUUAGCCACUAAGAGCGACUAAAGGCUACACAACCGCCUUGUCGUUAUCGGAAAAUGUAUGGCUUAUAAGUUGUCAUUACUCAUUAGUGAAUGCGCGUAUACAUGAAACUGUUUUUUACAGUUUCAAUAUUAGUUUGUAAAUCUCUGAAUGUACGUAAAACUUGCCAAUACUCCAAUAAUACGUUUCAAAAAAGACAAAACAGCUUUAGUUUUGCAGAGUUAAAUUCUCAAACGUGUAAGGCACUAAUAAGAUGAAAGUAUCACGAAAUUAUUUGAAUAUAUAUAUAAACCACAUCGCAUAUAUGGGGGGCGAAUAUCCUAAAGGGGGGGGGGGCGAUAUUCCUAGGGUAUUCGCCCCCCUUUUGAGAGGGGGGCGAAUCUCCUGGGGGGCGACCUUUUUAAAAAUUCUAUCUUGCCCCCCCCCCCCAAAUAUGAGUUUUUUAAAUUCGUCGAAUUGAUAUCUCAUAAACGAGAGAUCAGGACUCUUGUUUUUCGUCGAGGACAUAUUUUGAUUAUUUUGUUUGUUUCUUCGGAUAUUUUCGUUUGAGAUUUUGAUGGUAUAAAUCUAUAUAUAUUUACCUUCACAAUUUAUCAAAGAUCAGUCAAUGUAAACAAAAAAAUUAUAUACUAAAAGCCUGUUUUCAUCGUCAACUAAAAUUUCAUAGUGGCAGCCAUCUUGGUAUUGCCCCUCAAAUGCCCCCCCCCCCACCCCCAAAUUCUGAGGCCUGGCGCCGCCACUGGACAAGCCUGUCACAAAACAUGAUCAUUUUAGUUUGUAGAAACGUUUGGUAGAUGGAAAUAGCGAGUGUGAAUUUUAUACAUUUAUUGGACCUAUAAACCAGAGCAGUUGCGGAAAAUGUAACUGUAGGCCCUCAGGCAGGAAACCUUAGUAUACAGCUAUUUCAAUUAAGGUUGUCCACGAGCAAAGCGGAAAAGUCGAAUACGAGCGCGAAAGGCUGCUGGGAAUCGCUAUGAAAAUUCAUUCAUUUGUUGGUAAUCGUUCCAUGUUUCGCGCACCAAUAUAGUAAACGUUAUGUAAUGGAUAUUAUAGUGUACUGAAAAGUUCACUAGAUACCUCCAUAGACAUAUAACACACCCUAACCCUAACUCCAACCUUAAACCUAACCCUAACCCUAACCCUAACCUAACCCCUAACCCUAAUACCUAACCCCUAACCCUAACCUAUAUUGGUGCGCGAAACAUGGAAUGAUAACCAAUUUGUUAGCGAUUCCCAGCAGCCUUUUGCGCUCGUAUUCGACUUUUCCGCUUUGCUCGUGGACCACCUCAUUAACUGAAAUAGCUGUGUACAUGAACUUGCGGUUGGAGCUCGACAACUGACCUCUGUAUUUCAGUUGGUUACAGCGCUGCACCGGAAUCGCAGGACCGCAGGUUCGAUACUUGUUAGGUCCUGUUUUAGGUCCAAGGGAAGCCUCACAUAUCGAUUUUUUUCCACGAGAAACGUCAUAUGUUCGUUUAGGGGUGGGGGAGUUUGCAGUUGUGACGUUUCUCUGUAAACAUCAUGGAAAAAUUCGAUAGUUUUUUCGAAAGCCUUAACAUUUCGGAAUCAUCUUUACACAAUAUAAAAAAGAAAACAACUUGAUACAAACAACAGUCUAUACAUUCGUAAUCCCACACCUGUUCUAUACGUACGUAUACAUUUAUAUUAUUACGCCUUCCUUGCAUUGAAAACACUCAAAUUUCAAGAAACGCGCUCGAAUUAUCAAUAUGUCAUACAAAAAAAAGUUGUUUUGAGAAACGUUGGAAAUUUUGAAGUUCACAUAUAUUAAUAAAAAUAUGUCAGUAGAAGAUGACAUAUUCCUCGCGGAAGCAUCGCCAAUAGCCGACCGUAGAAAAUAGUAGAAAAUUACCUUAUGUGUAUUAUAUUAAAAUAAAAUAUCGAUAGCUAUGUGUGACGUUUCUAAGGGGGGUGGGGUGGGGUCUCCAGAGAAACGAACAUAUGACGUUUCUCAUGGACAAAAUCGAUAUGUGAGGCUUCCCCAAUAAAUGUAUAAAAUUCACACUCACAAUUUCCAUGUAAGAUACCCAAAACUCCUCAUUUUAGUUUGGCAUAUACCUUCCUGAAACAAUCCACCAGUUUGUUUGUAUGGUUUUAACUAACACCUGUUUUAUUUCGUUUUCCUAGCACUCUUAAUCACUGAAACAGAUACAUUCGGAAAAAUUCGAAUAAAACAUUAUAAGAGUAAUUAUUACAUUUGUAUGAACGUCAAAGGAGAAAUUAUUGGCUUGGUGAGUAUGCCGUGUUGUUUAACUUGUUUUGUACAAAUUGCAAUAUCGACAUUGAUCUGUGGUGUUGAAAAGUCAGGCUGCACGCAGGCUAAGUGAAAACAUGCUUGCUAGAGAGUUGAUUUUUUAAUCAGAUAACUGCACACUACAGGAAUCGAAGUCUUUAAACAGAAAUUAAACUCCAUUUACAGAGGGAAAAUGCAUAUAAGGAUGUCAAUCCUGGGGGGGGGGGGACAUUCGUUAUAUAAUCUAUAUUAAAAUAAGUCCAUUGGUCCACUUCGUCCCCCCACUCUUUGGAAUGGAUUGUCGCUUUUGUACGUACCUAGAAAAUGGGGGUGGGGACGAAGGUCAUUAAACCGGCCGGUAUGGUAUUUUCACAACAACUGUACUAUUUACGAGAAAAUAAAUAUAUUUAAAUUUUUAAAAUUAACACAGAACUGCUGUCGAAUAGGGCGCUAUCAGAGGUUGUUAUACUUAUUGAAAAUAAUUUUUUUAAAAAGUAAGAAUUUCAAUCGCAAAAUGAUGUCAAUCUGACCAAUAUAGUUAACUAUUAAUCAUCUGUCAUGAAUCGUGGAAUUAUAUAUUUAUCCCCCACCCCCAAAUAGUGCGGGUAUACGCCCCCCCCCCAGGAUUGACGCCCUUAAUGUUCUAACACCUCAUGGCUGUACAGGCCAGGAAUUGCACUUUCUUUUUAAUCUUUUUGCUUUGGAACAAGAUUAACGACAAAAAAUAAAGUACAAACGGGAAGAGAAUGAUUAUAAUUCAUCUAGUUUUUGUCCGAGUAUUCUACCGUGUAACAAGAAGCAUGUUGUUUAUUUCAGAAUGAGAAAAAAGGCAGACAUAUGAAACGAUGUCUUUUCAGAAUAGUACGUACACAAGACGGAUACGUACAAUUUAUAUCAGAUAAAUAUGGCAAAAAGAAGAAAGUAUCACGCUAUCUGGCGUUCAGACAUACAGGAGAGCCAAAACUCUUCACGAAAGUUCUUGUCGCAAACCAACGAGCGACAAAAUUUCUUAAGGUUGAAGUAAAAAUCAAGAAAAAACGACAUGCAAAGCGAAACAUCCGAAGACGGAGAAUAAGUCAUGAGUUUUUAUCUCAAGAAAAAAGGAAGCAUAGAAAAAGACAAGGCAGCAAAAUUUGCCUGCGAUACUUAAGAUGUAUGCACAAAAAGUGGAAGUCAAAAAACCGUGGGCAAAGAAUAACUGUCCGAUGUAGUCGAAUACGUCGUCGACGUUUUUGCAAAUGUAGAUGUGCCAAACAAUAGUUUCCAGACCUCUUCAAGAAACGUCUGCAUUUGCUUGUGAAAGACCGCUGCCCCAUACGACCGUUGUUCAAGUUACGUAUAAACAGCGAAGAUUGCAAAGCCCGAUGGGAAAUCCAAGAAAACGGCCGCAGCUUUUGUAGCUAUAACUUUAUGAUACUAACUUAUAUGUAAAAAACAACAUAUGCUCCACUGACCUGUGUGUUGUAUAAACGGGACCGCGUAAUCCCAAAUGCUUCCUAAACAAUUUAUGCGCUGUGAUUAUUUCAUGACUAGAACUAGUUAAUUUGUGUGUUACAAGGUCAUUCAAUGCCUUCAAAAGGAGUAUCGAAUAUAGUUUAUGAGGAAAAUAUUAUACUUGAUGGAUUACCGGAUCAAACUACCGUCAAAAUUAUAACAAGAACUUUGACGUUUGGAAAUUAAUCAGUAAGAGAAAGAAAUAUGUAAGAUGAUAGCCGAAAAUUAAAGAAAUAUGUAAGAAAAUAUUCGAAUAUGUGAAGUUUGGAAUGAAUUUUUUUUUAAAGUCGGGCAAAUUUUUUUCUGUCCCCCCCCCUAACUUUUUCCAUCCCGUACGCCUAUGUUUGGAAUGCCGUUCGUCCUAAUUCUCUCGAAACGUCAUUCCAGGGUCCAUCCGAUCUGGAUUCAAGCCAGGAACUGAUCUCAUAAUAGACUGGAUAGACAAAAUUGAAAUGAAACUGAUCUCAUACAGAAAUGAAGUCAAUUCGUAAGUCUUAGAGCCGUACGUCUAUCAAAACAAAGUAGUUCUUGUCAUACUUUUCAAGUAGUGUGAUCCUGUAAUCCCUCGGGUCUAUCGCCAACUAAACAACAACCGUUAUCAUAUAAGAAAACGUUGGGUGGUUCAUGUGGUGUUGCACCAUUCGGUUUAUAACACACAGAUCAGUAAGUGUAUCUCAGUGGAAAAGAAAAUUGCUACGGUCUUGGGCUCACUGAGAUCCACUUAUUCUAAGACAUUUAACGUCAGAACCUCGUAAACGCGAACAACUAGUGACCCAAGCAGAUUGGGACAACAAUAUGCCUGAAGUUCUGUAAAUACUUACGGUUACAUAUACGGUAUUUUACAUAGCAUAUUCAAACAUAAAUCAGGGAACACUGAAGGAAGCUUGGCAAUAAGAGGGUGCACAAUAGGAUAUUCUCAAAUCCCGUGUUCAAAUUUUCCAACAAUCUUUCACGUUUUCCGUUUGUUCUCCUCACCCUGUGACUUUCGCAUUCCGCCAUUUUUCCUCCUUUCAUAUCCAGUCUCUAAAAUAAAAGUUAUCCUGCGUCCAGAAAUGCCUAUUGUGGACCCUCUAAAAAGUCCGGUGGACGAUGAUAUCUCCGAGGCGUCGGAACCCCGGGACAGUGGGCAUUCUACUGCCAUUAUUUUUAGCUGGGCUUCACUAAACACUAUCGUGCAGCAGACGGUCGUCAACCAACAAUUAUCAGAGAGAGAAAAUGUUAUUAAUUUUCAUUAUAUGUAGUGGUCUGAUUUUCGGUGAAAGAUAAAGAGAAUAAUAUAGGAAAACGCACAAGUCAUUAAGGGCUUGCAGACGUUUGUUCCAACAUGCAGUCGGAAAUCAUAGAUUAUUGGCCACUGCCAGCUCAUAGACAAGUCGACAACAGUCUGUGAAAGAAAUAUUCAGUACAGUCAUCCUUAUACACAGAUUGCAGUUCUUUCCAAGUAGUUUAACCUGGUUACCAUUUAGUCGCGGCUGACGUGAUCAAGUCAUGGUCAGUAUAGGUUGGAUCUUCCACGGCUUGUUGUUUGCUGUAUGCAAAUUUGUCUUCAUAAUUUUUUAUUCCAGGGAUCGGUUGUUCAAAGCUGGGUUAACCCUGAUCCUCGGUUAAAAUGUAAUCUGCUGUUUCAGUUUAUGCUUUUCUGCACGUCUGUUUAUUUCAAAACUUCAGAGAAGAAAACUCCUACUGAUUCAGACAAGAUCUCCGAAGACAUAUUUCCAAAUUUAUAACCAAGCUCUUGGGAAGUUUGCUUUGAGUUUUAAGGUUACAGGACACCCUUUUUGGCGUUUUGCGGAAUAUCAGUCCGAUUUUCAUCAAAUUUUCACCAAAUGUUCUCCAGUGCAUGCAAAAUAUGGUAAAGUUGUAAAAUUAACAAACAAUAAAAUAAUGUAAGAAUUAUAAUGGAAAUAAGGAAAAUCUUAAAUCGCGAUACCGUUACGCUUUUGAGUUGUGCUCCUGCUGGUUUUAAGUUAUAUUUAUGAAAAUAUCAUUUUUAUACCUUAAAAUAGUUGUUCUAAAAAAUUGUGUUCGGAAUUUUUUGUUUAUUUCGUCAUUCCGCUGAUAUGGCGAUUUCUUUGACGACUGCAAUAUAUUUCUGAAUUGUUUGAGUGAAUUGCUCUUUAUUUUUAAAAUAUCCAAAAUUAAACAAAAGCCGAACACAAUUUUGAAACUGACGUAUUUAAUUAUGUCCUGUGAAAAUUUGAGAAAAAUUGGUUACAACCCGCAGGAGCACAACUCGUUUGAACAUCAGUAAUUACCGUUAAAUUUUUCGGGAGAAAAUUGAAUUUGAAUAUUACAUUUUCAAUGUUUUUCUUAUUGCAGCGAAAUGUAUUUUACUAAAUAACUCUGCGAGUUUUCAACAUUUUUCGUUCAAAUUUGGUCAGAUAGUAGAACUAGUCUAAUGCUUUCAUUGAAACCAAUAAAAUAAAUUUAGGCAAAAUUAACACUCAAAGGGUGUUCUGUACGUGUAACCUUAACCUAGGGAUAAGCUAACCCAGCUUUGAACAACCGGCCCCUGGAAGAUAUUGAUAAGAGAGGUUAAGAUUGACAUUUACGGCAGACCGCUAACCACGUACGAACGGAAAACGGCAAGUAGUAUUUUGAGAUCAACUGUUAGCUGUUCGAAGUUUAGACGAUUUGUGCCAUAAAUUUGAAGCAUGAAUGAAGUUUGCCAUUUGUAAUUAGCGGUUUGCCGCGGUCAGUCUUAAUGUCUUACACUAGCCACAUUGAUGCUUACGAUCGCCUCGACUAAAUGGAAACGAGGCUUACAUUCCGACGCCUCUCUGGGAGAUACAGAAGAUUAUAUUUUAAAUAGCCAAGCCUCGGUGUGAGAAAACGUACGAAUAGACUUGAAAACAUAGAGUAAAAGAAAUAUAAACAAACAUAACGAAAAAAAAAUUGCCACUAUACAAAUGGUUAAGACCAAAUAAAGUUAUUUAUUAUUGAAUUUUUCAUUGAUGGUUAGAUAUUUGGUGUUGAUUUGUUAGUUUCACACUCCGCACAAAUGUUCAAAAUCCGAUCUUACUUCAGUUCAGAGCCAUACAUGAUUACAACCUGUGCUCCAUUCAGUUGAUUCGAUAGCUCAAUUGGUAGAGCUGACGUCAAUAUGCGAGUACAAUGUGCGAGAACAAAUGUGCUAAGAUGUUGACACAGCAGUGUUGGUUUUUUUUCAUGUUCAUUUCAUUCAAACGUUUUUCUUUUUUUUUUUUGGGGGGGGGGAGAGGGGACAUAUUGGAUAGAGAGAGAGAGCAUAUUGGAAAGAAGGGGGCUUAUCGGAAAUAUAGAAAUGGGUUAUAGAAAUGGGUUGUUGGAGAACUAAGGGUGCCUUAUUGGAGGGGAAGCUUAUUAGUGGAGGGGGCUGAAUGGAGAGGGGGCUUGAUUAAUUUUUUCCCAUAAAAAGGAGUCGGCUUAUUUGAGAUGGAGGCUUAAUUAAUCCACUUGUACAUUUUUAUCCACUAGUACUUUGCCUUCAUCAGCACUGCGUUCGCCCUCUCGAUAAUCAACAUAUUAUAUCCAUUAUAUUCCCUUCUAUUCACACAUAUCCCUUCAGUCCUAUUAUCCUAUCUUUUGAUAUAGGAGAUUUUCUCCUAACUUUGUCUGUACGAAGACUGCUAUAUUCGGUUUAGCUUUUGCCAACUAGGGAAGGGCCACCACAACAGCAUAUGCCAAUUACUGUGGGCCCUUUUACCCAACCCGCCCUGUCAACU